AUGCACAGCCUUGCCAAAGCUACUGCUGACGAGUUGCAGUUGCCAUUCAAGGUUACAGUGUCGUUUGCUCAGCAACGCUUUUUAAGCACCAGCUAUAAACAAUUUCUGAACCUAGAGCAGAGUAUUUAAAGACCACGAGACAUUUAAAGACCACAAGAACACCCCAGAAUUGUUGUAUCAAAUAGCCAGACAGGAUUUUCUUUAUGAUUUAAUGGGAAUGAUUGAUCUGCUAUGGCCACUUGUGUUGCUGCAACUCAGAGCACAAUCACUGAUGUGCCCUGGGUGGAAAUUCCACAAUUGGGUUGAUAAAGCAUCACAACAAUUGGAAAUGUUUAACAAAGAAGUCCAUAAGAAAGUUCCUGCGAAGUGUGUGUGCCCAUAUAUUGCCAAACACGGAAAAGAAAUUCUGAAGAAAAAGUAUGGAAAAGCAAACCUUGAGGAUGGUUGGCUAAUCAUUGGAAAGUCUAAUUCUGGGAGUGCGCCACAUGACAACAAUUCCGAGAAAAGCGACUCAGAUGAUGAUGAAGAUAGCGACAAUUCAGAUGGUAAUGAAGACAGCGACAAUUCAGAUGAUACAAAUCCCCAAGAUGUAGAAAGGAAAGGUCCGCUGGUUGAACCACAGUUCGUUUGGAAAAUGAGACAAAGGACUGUAAAAAAGAACUUGCAGACUUCGCCGCAUCGCUAA
This is a messenger RNA of Paramuricea clavata, 685 nucleotides long. Lineage: Eukaryota; Metazoa; Cnidaria; Anthozoa; Malacalcyonacea; Plexauridae. The record is from the annotation of a GenBank genome assembly.